Messenger RNA from Rotaria socialis, 7422 nucleotides. The record is from the annotation of a GenBank genome assembly. NCBI's taxonomy places the organism in Eukaryota, Metazoa, Rotifera, Eurotatoria, Philodinida, Philodinidae.
AUGUUGAUCGACGAACAAAAUCUUGAUCAAAUAAUAAGUACAAUUCGAGCAGUUCACCAAAUGACAAUUGAUCAUAGAUUGAUUGAUUUGACUGAAUAUUUGACUGAAUUUUUCCAAUCUAUUCAACCACAACAAUCAAAUUUAUUUCGUAUAUUAACAUGUCUUCUACAUGAUUAUCAAGAUUGUGCAGCAUUAAAAAUAGAAUUUCUCAAAGCAAAUUGUUUAGAAACAAUUUAUCAAAAAUUAAAUAAUAAUGCAGAUAAUAUAAUAUCAAUUUUAGAAUUUAUUACUGAACUUUUAAAUAAUUCUGAAAAUGUUCAAGAAAAAUUCCUCAAAUUUAAUGGUUAUGAGAAAUUUUUUUCUUCACUUCGUUAUAUACAUUCAGUAACCAACAAUUUUAUUGAUCAAUUAUUAAUUCUUAUGAUUCAAAAAUCAACAUUACAAAGAAGUGGCCAUUCAUUAGCAUCAAUAAUGGACUCCUAUAUUAUUUUUAUUAACCCACAUAUUACUGUGUCACUUAUACAUUGGAUACCGUAUUUAAUUGAUGCAUCAUUUCAACAAUAUAUUAUAUCUUCAAUAACUAAAAUUGUAUUACGUUCAUUACAAAAUAAAAUGAUGGCUUGUUCAAACGGGAUUAUUCUUGCUUUACUUCAAAUAUUAAAUAAUACUGAUGAGAAUUCAAAUAAACUCGAAGAAAACGUUUUAGUUGAUAUUUUUUUCUUAUUAGAAAAUUUAUCUCGAUUUUCAAUAAGUCCACAAGAAAUUCGAUAUACAUGCCAAUUAUUUCAUCGAAAUUCAUUAUUUAAAAAACAGUUAUUAGAAUUUUUAAUAAAAUCAGCUAAACAUGAUGAUCCAGAUGUACAAUGUACUUCAUCUUAUUUCGAUUUACAACAAGCAAAUAGUGGAAUUAUUUUGCCGACUAUUCGUCGAUGGUCAUCAUUAUCACCAGCUCAUCAUUUUUCAUUUCAUUGUUGGUUGAAACUUAAUCAUGAAGUUCAUUCAUAUCCAUUUGAAGGACGUCGUCAAAUCUAUUCGUUCUACUCGGAUUCGAUGGGUUUAGAAGCAUUUAUACGUAGUUCAUCACUAUUCGUAUCGAUAAGCGAUCACCGUGAACUUGUUUAUAUUGAGUUAAAUGAUUGUAAUGAUUUAAUUGAUGGUUGUUGGCAUUCGCUAACAAUUGUUCAUAAAGCACUACGACCAUCUUUAUUUGGUUCAGCAUUUCAAACAGCUCAACUAUGCCAUUUAACUAUUUAUAUUGAUGGUUUAAUAAGAAAAGAAAUCAAGGAUUUUAAAUAUAUAUCAUUUCCAAAUGACUCAAUUGAUUUAGCCUCAAUUGGUUCACCAAGUCAACGUCCAAAAUCAUCAGUAUUAAAAAUGAAGACUGAAUCGUUAUCAACAACAAUCGUCAAAUCAAUACAACCGUUAAAAGGAUUACUUUCAUCGAAAACGAAAAAUUCAAAUAAUCGGAAGGAAAGUCAUGGACUUUAUUCACAAAAUGUCAUAAUUAUUGAUCCAAAUGUUGAAGACACGAUAUUUGGUCCAUCAACUUGCUUAUUUGGACAAUUAGCUUGUGUUUGGAUCUUAGCGGAAACAUUAGAUGAGGUUCACGUAAAGCAUUUGCAUACUAUGGGUAGUGAUUUUUGUCGGCAAUCGUAUUCAUCGGUGUUUCGUGAUAAUAAUUCAAAAUCGGAAACUAUAUUUGAUCUUCUUUUAACUCAUUCAUUGCUAGCGUACCAUCCAUUAGCAUGCAAUGGCCACACAUGCAUUGAUAUAUCAGGCAGUUCUUCUCGAUUAAAUGGUCGACUCAUCAAUGGUUUAUGUUUACGUGUUCAUUCAUUUUCUCAAUCAAUCCUUAAUUUAGGUGGUUGUCCAAUACUUUAUCCAUUGAUCGAAUUGUUCCAAGAAAAUGAUUACGAUGACGCAGAAAACAUCUUACUCUCAACUGAAUGUAAAGAUUUAAAGAAGUCUUCAUCGAAUAUCAAUGCACAGUUAUAUUCUAAUCCGAUAGCAUCAAUAAUUUAUUUGAUUCGUUGUAUUCUAUCAUCUUCGUCGGCAAAGAUUUUAAUUGAACAAAUGACCAAACAACACAAUAUUGAACUAUUAGGAAAAUAUUUAAUAAAUAUUUCACCGUGCUUUAUUGACAAACAGUUAUUAGUUUCCAUUGAACAAUUCAUUGAAUCAAGUCAAUGUAUAGAUUCAUCCUAUUUAUUAACAGAUCAAUUAAUUCAAUAUAUUUUAUUUGAUUUUAAUUUAUGGAAUAAAUCUACAUUUCAUGUACGACUGUUACAUUUACAGUAUUUAUCAAUAAUUAUACAAUAUAAUAAAAAAUUUAAUCAAGAAAACUUUGGUGUACAGUAUUUUUUAGAUAUUGUUAAACAACAUUUUAAAGACGAUACAGAUGAACAACAACAAUUACGUAAUUCUAUUUAUGGAAUAGUUAAAUAUUUUAUUCAAAGUUCUAUUCGUAUACAAGAUUUAAAUGCACUUCUCUCUACGAUAUCAACGUUAUCGCUAUCAAAUGAUACGCUUACUCAUGAACUACUUGAUGUUAUUCUAGUCUUACUUGAAACAUCAUCAAUAAUGACUGAAAGAAUAAUUGAACUUCUCUGUAAACCCAACAUGGCUGAAGGAUUGUAUUCUCUGUUAGUUGUAAAUACUUUAUCCAGUGAAACAAAAGAAAUUGUUUUGAAAAUAAUGAAAUAUUUUUGUGAAUCUAAACGAGUACCAGAACAAGUACGAGCUCAAUUACGAUUAGAAACAAAAAAUAUUGGAUUUGGUGGUAUUAUCUCUGGAAUGACACAGAGCGAAUUAGAUUCAUCGAUGAUUCAAGAAAUUCUUAAUUUAAUUAUUACCUCUAAUUCAAUGAUUGCUAUUCAUCAUCUGAAUAUUAUUUUAACACUUUGUAGUGCUGCAUCUUUGAGUGUUCGUUGUAUAGCUGUGCGUACGCUAAUUACAUAUUUUAUCAAUCAACCAUCUGCGUGUCAAUGCUAUGCUAAAUGUUAUGGAUGGCAAGAAACAUUAGCUAAUUUUUUUGUUAAAACUCGCCGUUCGAGUAUAGUACAACUAUUACCAGAUGAAGUCGUAUCCAAUAAUGUUUCAUCAACAUACAAAAUCAGUCAAGAUCUUAAUUCAAGACAAAGUAGUUCCGAUCUUGAAAAUAUCAAUGAUAAACAUAUAAACUUGACACCAAUAUCAAUAUUUGAUAUAGAAUCAAGUUCAGAGGAUCCAUCACAAGAGACACGCGAUCAAAAUUUGAAUUUAUCACCAGUUGCUAAUACAAUAAUGGACUUAAAUUCAAAAUUAACAAAUACAUCUUUAGAAAAUUCCUUAAUAUCAAAUUGUUUUGAUACAUCGGUAGCUCUUUUAGAUAAUAAAGAAGAGGAAAAUAUUGAUGUGCACUUAUUUUCGAAUGAAGUAAUGACACCGUCGCAAUCAAGUUUUUCAAGUAGAGAAGAUCUGCUAUUGCUUAAAACAGAGAAUUUAAAUGGCAUUGUUUCUGAAAUGAGUUCGAACAACAGUGAUUUAUCGUCAUCAUUACCACGAAUAACUACCAUGACAAGUGUAAGCAAUGUUGAAGAUUCAACAUUUAAUGUUCGCUCAUCUGUCAAUAGUGAUGACGAUAGCAAUCUUGAAGAAAUGUGCGAAACAUUAAUCUUAGUAAUUGUUAUGAUUGUAUGGAAAGGAAUUGACGAUUGUGAUAAUGCUGCUUGGGUGAAUCGUGGCCAAAUAUUUUCGGCACUUCGUCAUCUUCAUCGCCAAUACGAUUUGUAUUUACCAUUAGAUUAUAUUGAACGACGUAUAUUAGAACUAAGUAUGGAAGCCUGUUUAAAUGAUCUCAAAUUAGAUGGAGGUAAACAAACACCAGCUUUUGAAAUCAACUGCCAUGAAUUAAUAAAACUUGUUUAUGAUUUUCUUUCACAAUCAUCAGAUAAUAGCGAAAGAAUAACUGAGAAUAUUGUCAAUGGAAUCAUUCCAAUACUUGAUACAAUGCUUUUAUUUCAAAACGGUCGUAUGGAUAGUGAAUCAAUAAGUGUAUGGAGAUCGUCUGAUGGUUAUUGGUCAGAAACAUAUUUAACUGGUCUUCAUAUUCUUCUCAUUCUUCUUACUCAUUCGAAUGCAUCAUUUUGUCGGCAAGCAUCCAUUCGUAUUCAUUCAUUAUUAAAUUGUCGUCCGUUAAAUGGACGAGAAGAAGCUGCUUAUCUUUUAUCAAAUGUUAACAAUAUGCUUUCAACAAUUUCAAAUAUUGAGGAUUCUGAACAUUAUACAUAUCUAUUAUCAUUAAUGAAAAUAAUUAUGGAUAAAUCGUCGAAUUUAUUACAAAUCGACUUAUUCCUAUCGAAUAUUCCUGGAUGUCAAAGAAAAUUUACAACAUUAGAUGAUUUACGUCAAUGUAUCUCAUCAACAAAUCAUGAAGAAUGGCAAAAAUUUAUUCAAAAUAUUACUGAACCGUAUGCUGAUCAUUAUCAAUCAAUGUCUGUAAAACCAUUUCAGAUGAAUAUGAAAAUUUGGUGGAAUCAGUGUCAUGAAAUGAUGAAUAUAGGCAUUCAGAAACGUAAUCGACAAAUUGAAGUAGAAAAAUUUAAAUUUCAAAAUCAUAUUAUUCAACCAUGGUAUCAACGCCGUCAUUUCGAUGAUCAACGAACAUUAAAAUUAAAGGAACAAAAUCGCAUUCAUCAAAUCUAUGUUGAGAAUGAAUUGAACAAUCGAAAGAAAUAUCUCUAUGGUGAACGUGGUCUAUAUUUAAAUGAUAAAAAUAUUCAAGAACGUCACUGGAUGUUGUCGAAUCGCGAGAAUGCUCAUCGAAUGAGAUGUAAACUUAUUGAAAAUGAUUAUUUCAGUAAUCAUGAAGAAUCAAGUCGAUUACGUGAUAACUUAAGUAUUAUUACAAUAGAUCAAACUCAGCAAAAUACUUCAAAUACAACUUCAAAAAUCGAACAAAAACGAAAUGGGAUUGAUGAACAUGAACUUUUCUAUGCUUCAAAUGAAAGUAAAUUAUAUUUUUUGGAAGAAAAAGAAAAUAUUCUUAUUGGAACAAAAUGCUCUUUAAUAACUUCAACAUCCAUAGCAGAUGGUGAAUUUAUAAUAACAGAUAGAUUUGUAUAUUUCUUUGAUUUAACACUAUCAAAAUCUUGUCAAAAUAAUUUCAAAUAUCCAUUAUCAUGGCUACAAGAUAUUCUUUUACGCCGAUAUAAUUUACGUCCGACAGCAUUAGAAUUUUUUCUUAUCAAUCAAACAAAUUUUCUUCUAAAUUUUGAUAAAAAUCUUGCAAAUUAUGACAAAAGAAUAUGUCGAAAAAUCAUUCAAAAGUUGAUGUCAUUCAAAUUACCAUCAACAAUAAGUCUUUUCUCAAGUUUAGGAACAACAAUGAUACCAUCCGAAAUUUUAAAAGAAUCAAAAAUAACACAAAAAUGGCUUACGCAUGAACUAUCAAAUUUUGAUUACUUAAUGAUGUUGAAUACAAUUGCCGGACGCACUUAUAAUGAUUUAAAUCAAUAUCCAAUAUUUCCAUGGGUAUUGAAAGAUUAUACAUCACAAGUAUUAGAUAUCAAUAAUCCAAAUGUUUUUCGAGAUUUUUCAAAACCAAUUGGAAUUCAAAAUCCAAAACAUAUUGAAGAAGUUAAAUCAAAAUAUGAAUCAUUUGAUGAUCCAUCUGGUUUGAUAAGAAAAUUUCAUUAUGGUACACAUUAUUCAAAUGCAGCAAGUGUGAUGCAUUAUCUUAUUCGCAUGGAACCAUUUACUACUUUACAUAUUCAAUUACAAAGUGGAAAAUUUGACAUAGCAGAUCGACAAUUUCAUUCGUUUCAAUCAUCAUGGACAAAUAUAAUGGAUUCACCUAAUGAUGGAAAAGAAUUGAUACCGGAAUUUUUUUAUCUACCCGAAUUUCUCGUAAAUUCGAAUAGAUUUGAUUUAGGAAAACUUCAAUCUAAUAAUCAAGAAUUAAAUGAUGUUCAACUGCCACCAUGGGCCCAUAAUUCACCAGAAGAAUUUAUUCGUUUACACCGUUUAGCGCUCGAAUCAGAUUAUGUAUCAGCACAUCUUCAUGAAUGGAUUGAUCUUAUUUUUGGUUAUAAACAAAAUGGACAAGCAGCUAUAGAUGCAAUUAAUGUAUUUAUGUAUUAUUCAUAUGAAAAAGUUUUCGAUACUGAUACUAUCGAUGAUUGUGUAACACGCGAAGCUAUUGCUGGUAUGAUACAAAAUUUUGGACGAAUUCCAUCUCAAUUAUUUACUGAACCACAUUCACAACGACAAACACGUGAACAAGCAACAUUUAAUUUACAAAUGCAAGGACGACCAUUGAAUUUAAUUCAAAAUAUAAGUCAUAUAAAAGCAUUUUUUGUUGAAUUAACAACAACAAAUGAAAAUCUAUUUACUCCCAUUAUAUUUAUUUCUAUUCCGAAAAACCCAAUUCGAUCAUUCAUGCAACAAGGUGCACCCGAUAUGCUUAUAACAAUAAAUACAAAGGGUGUUAUUGGAAAUAAUGGUUGGCAUUCAUAUGAUAAAUCAUCAAAUGGUAUCUUUACAUUUGAACGAGAUCCAGCAUUAGAAUUCGAAAGAAAUCGACUUACUAAAUUUACACCAUUUGCAUCUUCAGUCAAUAUAACUUCACAUCUUUUUGCUGUUUCAAAUGAUGGUAAAUUUAUAUUCAGUGGUGGCUAUUGGGAUUGGUCUUUGUGCAUUUAUUCUUUGCUUAAAUCAAAAAUAAUCAGUUCCAUUGUUCAUCAUACAGAUGUUAUAACAUGUUUAGCUUUAGAUUCAACGGGAUAUAUUCUUGUUACUGGUUCACGAGAUACAACUUGUGUUAUUUGGUAUUUGUCUUCGGAUGAUAAUGGACGUAUGAUAAAUAUGAAUGAUCAAGAUACAACAUCAAUAAUGACACCAUCAAGAACACUCUAUGGUCACAUUUCUGAAAUAACAUGUGUUUGUAUUUCAUCUGAACUUGAUCUUGUGAUUUCGGGUUCACUGGAUGGUACCUGUAAUAUUUAUACAAUUGAACAUGGAAUUUAUGUACGUACAUUACGACCCACUGAUGCUAGUAACGAUCCAAUUGUUAAUUUAAAACUAUCGGAUGAACGACAUAUUGUUGUGCAAACAAAAGAUGAUGAUACAAAUUUAUUUUUAUAUUCAAUUAAUGGUUAUCUUGUACGUACAAGAAAAUUUCAAUAUCAUGUUGUUGAUAUGAUAUUAAUUGAUCAAUAUAUUAUACUUGCUGUUAAUCAUAAUUCAACGUCGAAAGAAAAGCCGGAUGCAGCAUCAGCAGCAGUUGCAAGAAUUAUUAUUAAAGAUAUGUUCGAAAUGACUACAAUUCGAACCAUUCGUUUUCGAACACAGAUCAAUUGUCUUUGUUUAACAAAAGAUCUCAGUCAUUUAAUUAUUUCUGUCAAAGGCGGAAAAUUAUUUAUACUAACCACUCCAAGAAAGUAA